AUGAAGGAGAUAGUAGCAGCAUCACGGCUGUAUCUGACAACUAUAUCUUCUGGAUAUCCAGUGACUGUUGGGAAAGACCAGCUGACAACUGUGAAUAGCACAGUGACACCAUGGAGAGACAGGUGGCAGCUAGGAAAGACUGGCAUAGGGGUAAACUGUCCCAGCAAGUCAGUUUACGUUCUUCGUAAGAAGAAACCCGAGCAAGCUACAGAAAGACAACACAAUAAAUACCCCCAAGGUCGUACGAGAGUGGGGGAGGAUGAUCGACCUACAAGCCAACAGGUAACGAACACGCCCGAUCAACCGACAACGAAUCAGAACACGGACUGGGCAAGAACAUGUAGUUGUGGGAAGGUGUGUAAGAAUAAGGUGGGACUGAAGAUUCAUCGCACAAAGAUGGGAUGCGCACCAAUCCUAAAUCUGUUGCAACGCGCAAGGCAACUUGGUGAGACGGAGGAGGAGCUGGAUCAGGAUGAACACCACAGUGUCCAGAGCCUCCACGCAUCAGAAGAGGGUGAGGUAACCAUUGAUAACGCAGAGAGGACUGAAGAUCGAGCUGCGGUAGAAUCUACAGAGCGGCGGAAGAAAGUGAUGUGGCCCGCAAGUACAGAGAGAGCGAAGUGGAAGGCGUUUGAAGAAGAGCUGGAACUGGUGAUGGAGAACGUUCUGAAAGGCAAAGUAGAGAGCAAGCUGCAUGUCAUGUCUGAGCUGAUCUACACAUUUGGAAAAGAGCGAUUCGGAACAGCUAAAGAGAAAGUCGGACAACCCAAGGUUGGCGGGAAUAGAAGACUGCAGAAGAUUUCCAACCUAAGGGGAGAACUCAGACGCUUGAAAAGCAGAUACAGACAAGCAGAGGAUGAGGAGAAACAAGGUCUGGCAGAACUGAGAGAUGAUGUACGGAAGGAGAUCCAGUGUUUACGGAGAGCAGAGAAUCUGCGCCGGAAGAGACACGAGAGAAGGCGAAAGAGAGCUCAGUUUACUAGCAAUCCAUUUCAGUUUGUGAAGCGUUUGCUCGGAGAAAAGAAGACAGGCGAACUUCAAUGCACAAAAGAGGAGGCAAACAAGUACAUCAAAGAUAUGUACAGUGACAGCGACCGUCACAAGGAACUGGGCGAGUGCGACAAGUUGCUCACACCAGAUGAUCCUGAACAUGACUUUGAUUGCGCAGAACCUAGGUUGCAAGAAGUCAAGGACAUUGUAAGGAAGGCCAGAGCGUCUUCAGCACCAGGACCCAAUGGAGUACCGUACAGGGUAUACAAGAACUGCCCCAAGAUCUUGCUCAGGUUGUGGAAGCUUAUAAAGGUUGUUUGGAGGAAAGGAGAGCUUUGCAGAGAAUGGCUGAAGGCAGAGGGAUGUUUUAUUCCUAAAGAAGAGGAUUCGUCAACCCUUGGUCAAUUCAGGACUAUCUCUUUGCUGAACGUGGAAGGGAAGAUACUCCUCGCUGUCCUUUCAAAAAGAAUGACCUCUUAUUUGCUUCAGAACAAGUACAUAGAUACAGCUGUGCAGAAAGGAGGAGUACCCGGUGUAUCUGGGUGCAUCGAGCAUACCAGUGUCAUCACCCAAAUCAUCAAGGAAGCACGCGAGAACAAAGGAGACAUCGCAGUGAUCUGGCUUGACCUAGCAAAUGCAUAUGGUUCUGUUCCGCAUCAGAUGAUACAAAAGACUCUACAAUUGUAUCAUGUACCCGUUCGAUUUCGGCAGAUGUUGCGGCACUAUUUCGACGGCUUCAUCAUGAGAUUUUCAACAAGGGCAAUAACCACUGACUGGCAGAGACUUGAAGUAGGCAUCGUUACCGGGUGCACAAUUUCAGUGGUGCUGUUCGCAGCAGCCAUGAAUCUGAUAGUGAAGUCAGCGGAGAAGCCAUCAAGAGGACCCAAAAUGACUUCGGGGUGUAUCCAACCACCAACGAGGGCAUUUAUAGACGAUAUGACUAUUACAGCAAAGUCGUACGUCGAGGGAAGGUGGAUGCUGCAAGACAUUGGCGAACUUAUCGAGUGGGCCAGAAUGAAGUUCAAACCCCAGAAAUCAAGGAGCAUGGUUUUGAGGAAAGGAAAGAUUCAAGAGAGUGCAAGAUAUAGAAUCAAAGAUCAGCUCAUCCCUACUGUUAAGGAGCAACCAGUGAAGUGCCUCGGGAAGUGGUUUCGAGACUCACUCAAUGAUAAACAGAGUAUCAAAGACACGGUAGUGCAAAUGGAGAACUGGUUGAAAGAUGUGGACAAGUGUGGUCUGCCAGGAAAAUUCAAGGCCUGGAUUUACCAUCAUGGCAUCCUACCACGCCUAUUGUGGCCGCUGCUGGUGUACAGUGUACCGUCAUCAACAGUGGAAGCAAUGGAAAGGACAAUAAAUUCAUUCCUCAGGAGGUGGAUGGGGGUGCCAAAGAGUUUCACCAGCCUCGGUUUGUACUGCACAGGCAGCAAGCUGCAGAUACCUCUCAGAUCACUGACGGAGGAAUACAAGGUCACAAAGGCCCGGAAAGUCAUUAUGCUACGAGACAGUAGAGAUGAGAAGGUUAGAGAAGCAGGAGUGCAGGUCAACACCGGGAGAAAGUGGAGGGCCGACAAGGCAGUUGAAGAGGCUGAGGCUCGUCUUCGUCACAGCGACAUUGUCGGUAAUGUUGCACACGGGCGACUAGGCUUCGGAUGCGUCACCCGUUCGCAGUGGAGCAAAGCCAGUGCAAAAGACCGACGCACCCAAGUGCAGGAAGAGAUUCGCCGAAUGGAGGAAGAAUCCAGGCUCACAUGGAAUGCGAUCUGGACCAUGGAAAGCGACAGACUUAGUUUCUUGCUCAAGUCUGUCUACGACGUGCGGCCAAGUCCAACAAACCUAGUGACUUGGGGUUUUGCCGAAAAGCCAGAUUGCAAGCUCUGUGGAAGACCAGCGAAUCUGGAGCAUGUCCUGAGCUCAUGCAGGACAGCCCUGUCUGAUGGUCGAUACAGAUGGCGUCACGACAGGGUUCUUGCUUCAAUCGCCGAUCAUCUAGAUCAAGCACGAAAAGCGCAGAAGAUGACCAACAAAGGCCCCUCAUUCAUUUCCUUUGUCAGAGCCGGAGAAGAAGGGGCAAAGGCCAAACGCGCAUGUGGGAUUCUUGGAACGGCAACAGAUUGGAGAAUGGAAGCAGACUUGAAGAAACAGCUCAAGUUUCCACAGGAGAUCACCGUGACAAACCAGAGACCCGACAUAGUACUGUGGUCAGCUGCAUCAAAACAGGUUGUGAUGGUGGAGCUCACAGUACCAUGGGAGGAGCGGAUUGAAAAGAGCUUCGAACGGAAGCGCGAAAAGUACCAGGCCCUCACAGAUACCUGCACAGAGAAAGGCUGGAAGGCAUGGUGUUUUCCAGUGGAGGUGGGCUGCAGAGGUUUCCCAGCACAAUCACUGUGGCGCACUUUCAGCAGACUGGGGGUUACAGGACAGGUCCGGAAACGGGCCAUAUCGGUUGCUGCACGUGAAACAGAGUCUGCUUCCUUGUGGCUAUGGCGGAAGAGAGAGGAGAAGUGGAUAUGGGGACACAGGGCUGUCGACUAG
Dreissena polymorpha is the source of this 3522-nucleotide messenger RNA. RefSeq lists its product as uncharacterized. Bases 1 to 3522 code for a protein of 1173 amino acids. NCBI's taxonomy places the organism in Eukaryota, Metazoa, Mollusca, Bivalvia, Myida, Dreissenidae. The transcript has a single exon. The record is from RefSeq and is a predicted model, not a curated record.